Saccostrea echinata is the source of this 568-nucleotide messenger RNA. RefSeq names its product L-rhamnose-binding lectin CSL3-like. The transcript is spliced from 4 exons. Gene Ontology annotation, molecular function: carbohydrate binding. Lineage: Eukaryota; Metazoa; Mollusca; Bivalvia; Ostreida; Ostreidae. The coding region runs from base 13 to 483 and encodes 156 amino acids. The record is from RefSeq and is a predicted model, not a curated record.
UCUAGGGAGAAAAUGUGGCGGAUCUUGGUUCUCAUUGCAGUCAUUCUGGUUAUACACGAUACUGAUGGUCACUGGUGGAAAAGAAAAAAAUAUGUACACAAAGUAACGGCAUGCGAACAUCACUCAAUGAGUUUGAAUUGCGGAAGACACAGGCAUAUUAAAGUGCACUAUGCUUCGUAUGGUCGACAAAACAAGAGUACAUGCGCAAGAAGAUCUGCUAGCAAAAGCCCUAGUAACACAGUUUGUAGAGCCAGGAAAUCAACAGGUGUAGUAAAAAGAUUCUGUGACGGGAAGAGGCGCUGUAGACUUCGAGCCAGCAAUUCCUUAUUUGGAGACCCGUGUGUUGGAACCUAUAAAUAUCUCAGUGUGAAAUAUUAUUGUAAAGGGAAAUGGCAUCACCUUCACGGAAGAGAUGAAAAAGACAGAAGAGACAUCAGAGUCAGUGAUGAUACGAUGAUGACAGAUGAAGAUUUCAGUAACUAAGAAGCCCAAGUCUGCUAUUCAUAGUACUGUAUUCAUAGUCUCUCAAUGAUAAGACAAAUACUAAAAUAAUGAGAACAUUUUAAAA